CGACGCCAGUGAUAGUACAGCAUAAACUGAGAUCAGCUGCCAUUUAUCCCGCCACACACAUAACCAACACGACAGGCCAGUCACUGCAGUCAACAUCGGACAAGCCACUUGACGAUUUGUUUGUUUACACAUUCAGUUUCGAUACGGUCUAGCUACCUACCACUAUUUGCUACAAUCGAUUCGUGCUUUUUACAGGACUAGAUAUCACACAAUUUGGUGUGAUCUGUGGCCUCUGGAUACGAAGUAUGACGGGCCAUUUGCGAGGUCCAGGGUGACGAUGGGUAGAACUUCACUGUCCAGAAUGAGAAAGAAAUUCAUGAGACUGCACCCGGUAUGGCGCAUCUAUUGCAUGGUGCUCAUAAUACUUAUCCUGUACAACGAGGUGUUCAUUUACAUUCUUCAAAAGUUCAAGUGGUCGAAUAUUUACUGUAAGAGAGAAAACUGCCUGCGAAUAUUGCUGGUUGGGGAUCCGCAGAUUCUGGGCAAAUCCUUUGACACUCAUUUCUAUGCCGGAAUCGCAAAUUACGAUUCGGAUCGGUACCUGGCGUGGUACUAUGAGAAAGCCAUCGAACACGUGAGACCGGACGUCAUUUGUUUUCUCGGAGAUCUGAUGGACGAGGGUACCACCUCCAAUGAGGCGUACUUCAAAGAGUAUUACGAGCGCUUCGGAGCGAUCUUUCCUACACAUCCCACUGCUAAGACCAUUUACGUACCGGGCGAUAACGAUAUCGGUGGCGAAGCGGGUGAGGAAGUGAAACCUUCGAUAGUGCGACGAUUUCGGCAGUAUUUUAGCGAAAAGCCGGCAUGGAUUAUCAACGAGAAUGUUACCAUCUACAACGUGAACAGAAUUACCCACGAGAUGCCAAUGAACGAUCCUCGACUUUCGGCGAACGGCGAUGGGGCGGACGUGUCCGACCAGUAUAUCAGGAUAUUUCUAAGCCACAUGCCAUUUCUGAGUACACCAGGCUCAUUUACUUAUGAUGCAAUAGGAAGACUUAAACCAAACGUAAUAUUUUCCGGCCACCUGCACUCCUCCCGUGUUGUCCGAAUACACCGCAAUCAUCUUCAGUCCGCUUCGUACAUGCCACUGAGUGGCGAUAAAAAGACAGCCUACAAGGUGCAUAGUUUCGAUCUACGCUACCACCGGGACACACAGGAACUGCUCGAGAUUGUGAUACCGACCAGCUCCUAUCGGAUGGGGGUACCGGACAUCGGUUACGGUUUCGCUGUCAUAGAUGACACCACACUACGCUACACGGUUCUCUGGACCACUAAUCGCUUUCAUCAACUGAUCUCCUACUUGGUCGUCAUUUCUGUGCCACUUCUGUUUCUUUCAUUGACAGUGUUGGCCAAAGUUCUUCGGACGAUUUGCGUUUGUCGAAGGGAACGGUCAAAGCUUCCCAUCUAGAAUUGGGCUGUUGUUUUGCAGCGUUAAUAUCAGUAGUGUUGUUUCUAUACAGGUUUAAGUUAAAGUUAACAUCAUUUUGAUGUUCUUUAAAAACUUUUUUUGGGCAAUAAAUCUUUUCUGAAAAGUUA
Topomyia yanbarensis is the source of this 1536-nucleotide messenger RNA. RefSeq lists its product as uncharacterized. NCBI's taxonomy places the organism in Eukaryota, Metazoa, Arthropoda, Insecta, Diptera, Culicidae. Gene Ontology annotation, biological process: GPI anchor biosynthetic process. The transcript has 6 exons. The record is from RefSeq and is a predicted model, not a curated record. Bases 278 to 1408 code for a protein of 376 amino acids. Gene Ontology annotation, cellular component: endoplasmic reticulum. Gene Ontology annotation, molecular function: hydrolase activity.